AUGAAUUCUGAAUCAAAAGCACAAGAAAUCUUUACUCAAUUUGCUACGGUUAAUGAAAAUGGUGAAAGAAUUUUAACAUUACCAGAUUUUAUUAAUAUUUUGCAACCUUUUAAAACUGAUAUACCAAAACCUGCAUUUUCGUUAUUAUAUUUAAUUGCUGAUGUUGAAAAGAAAGGUUUUAUUAAUGAAUCAAAUUGGAUUAAUUUUAUCAACACUUUAGUCUCAAAUGAUGGUGAAUAUAAAUUAUUGUAUAAAUUUUUAUCAAAUAAUGAUUCCAAUUCCCAAAUUUCUUAUAAUCAAUGUGUUGAAAUUUUAAAUAAAUUAAAUACAAGUAUUGAUCCAAAUUAUCAACAAAAAUUAAUUAAAUUAAAUUGGAUUUAUUUUCCCAAAUUUUUUGAACCAAAUGGUUCAAUUGAAUUUAAUGAUUUUAUUACAUUAAUUGAUUAUUUACCAAUUACGAAAUUAAUUGGAAAUUUUGAAAUUACUUCAAAUAAACUGAAAUAUGUUAAUGAAGAACAAUUUGUUAAUUUAUUAACAAGUACAUUAAAUCAUAAAUUACCAAAUAAAUUAAAAAAUAAUUUACAUAAUGUAACUGAUUUCUUUGGACCAAAUAAAAAACAAUUUACAUUAUCAAAUUUAUUAUUUAUUUAUGAUACCUUAAGUAAAGUAGAUUUAAUUAAUGAAGUUAUUGUAAAUACUCCACCAACUACAAAGGAUAAAGAUGAUAUUUUAAUUAAUAAACAAGAUUUAUAUAAUCAUUUAAAUGAUCCAAUAUUAAAAUCUGGUAAUUUUAAACCAAUUUCAAUGUUGGAAUUAGAUUUAUUAUUUCACCUAAUUAAUAAAUCAAAUGGUGAAACUAUAAAUAGAGCAGAAAUUAUAUCAUUUUUAAAUCCAAAUGUAAAUAAUAAUUAUGAACUUUUAAAUCCAAUUUUUAAUCAUCCAAAAUCAAAAUAUUUAUUAAAAGAAUCAAGUGAUAAUUUUAGUUUAUGGCCAAUUUAUGAUUCAUUAUAUUCAUUUUUUUUAGGAUCAAUUGCUGGUUGUAUUGGUGCAACUGCUGUGUAUCCAAUUGAUUUAGUUAAAACAAGAAUGCAAGCUCAAAAACAUAAAGCUUUAUAUGAUAAUUCAUUAGAUUGUUUUAAAAAAAUUUUAAGAGCUGAAGGUUUUAAAGGUUUAUAUUCAGGAUUAGGAGCUCAAUUAGUUGGUGUUGCGCCUGAAAAAGCUAUUAAAUUAACUGUUAAUGAUUUAGUUCGUAAAAUUGGAACUGAUGAACAUGGUAAAAUUACAAUGAGUUGGGAAAUUUUAGCUGGUAUGUCAGCUGGUGCUUGUCAAGUUAUUUUUACCAAUCCAUUAGAAAUUGUUAAAAUUAGAUUACAAAUGCAAGGUAAUACUAAGAAUUUAACAAAAUCUGGUGAAAUUCCAAUCAAACAUUUAACUGCUUCACAAAUUAUAAAACAAUUGGGAUUAAAAGGUUUAUAUAAAGGUGCAAGUGCAUGUUUAUUAAGAGAUGUGCCAUUUAGUGCAAUUUAUUUUCCAACUUAUGCCAAUUUGAAAAAAGUAAUGUUUGGAUUUGAUCCUUCAGAUCAAAACAGUGGUAAACAAAAAUUGAGUACAUGGCAAUUAUUAGUUUCUGGUGCUUUAGCAGGUGCACCAGCAGCUUUUUUUACAACACCAGCCGAUGUUAUUAAAACAAGAUUACAAGUUGCUGGUAAAAAGAAUGAUAUUAAAUAUAAAGGUAUUGUAGAUUGCGGUGCAUCAAUUUUAAAAAAUGAAGGUGUGUCAGCAUUUUUUAAAGGUUCAUUAGCAAGAGUUUUUAGAUCAUCUCCACAAUUUGGUUUUACAUUGGCUUCUUAUGAAUUAUUACAAAAUUUAUUCCCAUUACAUCCUCCAUUAACAAGAGAAUCAAAUUUUAAAGCUAUAUCGGGAUAUCCAGGUGUUUAUAAUUUAACAAAUGAUCAAGUUUAUAAUUCAAAAAAAGAUAGAGAAUUAUUAUUGAAUAAAUCAGAUAUUGUAACAGAGUCCACUAGUGAUCAAUUGAUUAGAUUACCAACUGAUUAUAUUUAUAAAUCUCAUGAUGCUAUAAAAUUAUUAUUGGAUAUUGACUAUAAAUUUGGUAAUUUUAAUUAUAAUUCAUAUUUAAAUUAUAUUCAAAAGAAGUAA
Messenger RNA from Insectozyma verbasci, 2157 nucleotides. The record is from the annotation of a GenBank genome assembly. NCBI's taxonomy places the organism in Eukaryota, Fungi, Ascomycota, Pichiomycetes, Serinales, Debaryomycetaceae.